GGCAAAGAGAUUGUUCUAAAACAAUGUUAAAGUUGAGUUAUAUUUUUGGUAUAAGUAUCCUACUGGUCGAAUACUGUUCUGCAGCGGAUAAAACUGGCCCGUGUCCCUCAACUAAAUCAGUACCGCAAUCCACAUACAAAGGCAAUGUAAUCCAAAGGUCACUGUUAGUUAGUACGAUUAACUUUAAUCAAACAUUUUUCAACGUUUGUAAUGAGAAGAAGUAUCCAUUUGAAUCAAAGAAUGAUUAUCUUACCUUGGGUACGGAUAACAAGAGCUAUAUGGUUCUGUAUAAGUGUAAAUUUCAUGAGAAAGAAAACAAGCAUAUAGAAAUGGCAUUUUCAUAUGUUAUGAGAUCAGCCACUAAGGAAUCUAUCAAUGCCAUUGACGAGGCUUUUAGGAAAAAUGGUUUGAAUCCCAAAUCUGUAUUAGUUUUAUGUAAAAAGUAAAUCCUGUUGGCAAUAUUGCAUUGCAAUUGGCUCUAGAGUUCAAAAUAAAUUAUUUGAAUUUUUGAAUUUGUA
Molecule: messenger RNA, 518 nt
Organism: Scaptodrosophila lebanonensis
Lineage: Eukaryota; Metazoa; Arthropoda; Insecta; Diptera; Drosophilidae
Exons: 4
Coding region: 24-446 (140 amino acids)
Source: RefSeq, a predicted model, not a curated record